AUGGAUACAGUUACAGAACUUAGACCAUUAUAUUUAGAUGCACAGGCUACUACACCAAUGGAUCCUCGUGUUUUGGAUGCCAUGUUACCAUAUAUGGUAUCAUAUUUUGGUAAUCCCCACUCUCGUACACAUGCUUAUGGAUGGGAGAGUGAAGAAGGAGUUGAAAAAGCCAGAAAACAAGUAGCUGAGCUGAUUGGGGCUGACCCACGUGAGAUUGUCUUCACAAGUGGAGCCACUGAAUCUAAUAACAUGGCUAUUAAAGGUGUCCUUCAUUUUUAUAAAUCAAAGAAGAAUCAUGUAAUUACAACACAAACGGAACACAAAUGUAUAUUAGAUUCCUGUCGCUCUCUUGAGAAUAAUGGCUAUGAUGUAACCUAUCUCCCUGUACAAAAGAAUGGGAUCAUUAGCUUACAGGAACUUGAAAGUGCCAUACGACCUACUACUUCACUUGUGUCCGUAAUGACCGUUAACAAUGAGAUAGGGGUUCUGCAGCCUAUAAAAGAUAUAGGAGAGAUCUGUCGUAAAAAUAAAGUUUUUUUCCAUACUGAUGCUGCUCAAGCCGUGGGUAAAGUUCCUGUUGACAUUAAUAAUAUGAAAAUAGAUUUAAUGUCAAUAAGUGGUCACAAAAUAUAUGGACCAAAAGGGUGUGGGGCGUUGUAUGUCCGUCGUCGACCGAGAGUCAGAAUUGAACCAAUCAUAAGUGGGGGAGGACAAGAAAGGGGAAUGAGGAGUGGUACAGUCCCUCAUACCCUUGUCAUUGGAAUGGGAGCUGCUUGUGAAAUAGCUCAAAAAGAAAUGAAAUAUGAUGCUGAGUGGGUGAAGUAUCUCUCUCAUCGUCUUGUUAAUGGAAUAACAUCUCAAGUUGGUCACAUUGUUAGAAAUGGUGACCCUGACCAAACUUAUCAUGGUUGUGUAAAUCUGUCAUUUGCUUUUGUUGAAGGAGAGAGUUUAUUAAUGGCAAUGAAACAAGUGGCAUUAUCAUCAGGAAGUGCCUGUACGUCAGCCUCAUUAGAACCCUCUUACGUUUUGAGAGCUAUUGGAGCUGACGAAGACUUAGCACACUCGUCUAUAAGAUUUGGUAUUGGACGAUUUACUACUGAGAAAGAAAUUGAUUUUACUAUUCAAAAAUGUGUAACUGAAGUCCAAAAAUUACGUGAAAUGAGUCCUCUUUAAAUGGUUCAAGAGGGCGUUGAUAUUAAAACAAUACAAUGGACACAGCAUUGA
Messenger RNA from Gigantopelta aegis, 1224 nucleotides. Its product is annotated as cysteine desulfurase, mitochondrial-like. Gene Ontology annotation, biological process: [2Fe-2S] cluster assembly. Lineage: Eukaryota; Metazoa; Mollusca; Gastropoda; Neomphalida; Peltospiridae. The record is from RefSeq and is a predicted model, not a curated record. Gene Ontology annotation, cellular component: cytosol; nucleus; mitochondrion. Gene Ontology annotation, molecular function: pyridoxal phosphate binding; cysteine desulfurase activity.